AUGUCGGGGGUUUGGUUGUUUAAAAACGGAGUGAUUCAUUUAGUUGAGAACGAGUCAAAUCAGGGGUAUAUGCAGAAGAGAAAAGUGUUGGUUCAUAUUUCGACGGAUGAAGUGAUCACUUCGUACUCGGUUCUUGAGAAGAAGUUGGCAUCUCUCGGGUGGGAACGUUAUUUCGAUGAUCCAGACUUACUUCAAUUUCAUAAGAGCUCCACCGUUCACCUCAUCUCUCUUCCCAAAGACUUCUGCCGAUUCAAAUCCAUGCACAUGUUUGACAUCGUUGUCAAGAACAAGAAUGUUUUUGAAGUAAGAGAUAUCAUUGUCAUGUAAUU
Molecule: messenger RNA, 329 nt
Organism: Impatiens glandulifera
Lineage: Eukaryota; Viridiplantae; Streptophyta; Magnoliopsida; Ericales; Balsaminaceae
Product: flowering-promoting factor 1-like protein 3
Exons: 1
Coding region: 1-327 (108 amino acids)
Biological process (GO): regulation of flower development
Source: RefSeq, a predicted model, not a curated record